GCUCCGCCGUCGUCACUCGUUCUAUCUCUCCUCGCCUCCUUGGGUAUUAAUUCCUGUGGAAAUUGAUAUACCAAGGCUGCUGUCUCUUCUGCAGUGUUUCCCCCCCCCCCAUCAACACACUCUCGUUCCACCCACCAUCAUGAAGCUCGCCACUGCCCUCACCGGGGCUUCCCUCCUCCUGGGCCGCGCCAUUGCCGCGGACCUGCCUGCCAUCGAGGCCAAGAGUAACAAAUUCUUCUACUCCAACAACGGCACCCAAUUUUUCAUCCGGGGUGUUGCCUAUCAGCAGGACUACUCCGGAAACGGGAGCACCUCCGGCAGCGACUACACCGACCCCCUGGCCGAUGCCACCUCGUGCAAGCGGGACAUCCCCUACCUGCAGCAACUGCGCACCAACGUGAUCCGCACCUACGCGGUCGACCCGACCCAGGACCACACUGAGUGCAUGCAGGCGCUGCAAGAUGCCGGCAUCUAUCUGAUCACCGAUCUGUCGUCGCCUUCGACCUCCAUCAACCGCGACGACCCCGAGUGGAACACCGACCUGUACGAGCGCUACACGAGCGUGGUCGAUGCCUUCGCCAACUACACCAACGUCAUCGGCUUCUUCGCCGGUAACGAGGUCGCCAACAGCCAGAACAACACCAACGCCAUCGCCUACGUCAAGGCCGCCGUCCGCGACAUGAAGGCCUACAUCAAGGCCAAGAACUACCGUUCUUCCCUGGGUGUUGGCUACGCCACCGAUGAUGACUCCACCAUCCGUGACGACCUGAAGAGCUAUCUCGCCUGCGGUGAAUCCGACUCCAUGAUCGAUUUCUUCGGCUACAACAUCUACGAAUGGUGCGGUGACUCUUCCUACUCGACUUCCGGUUACAAGGCGCGUACCGAGGAGUUCCAGGACUACCCCGUCCCUGCAUUCUUCUCCGAGUACGGCUGCAACAACCCCUCCCCUCGUACCUUCACGGAUGUGCCCGUCCUGUUCGGGGACCAGAUGAACGACGUGUGGAGCGGCGGUAUCGUCUACAUGUACUUCCAGGAGGCCAACGACUACGGGCUGGUGUCGGUGUCUGGCAGCAGCGUCAGCACGCUCAAGGACUUCUCGAACCUGUCCUCCCAGAUGCUCAAGGUCACCGCCACCGGUGUGAACAGCAACAGCUGGUCCGCCAGCAACACGGCCACCCCUACCUGCCCGAGCGUCGGUACCGCGUGGGAGGCCGCCAGCUCCCUGCCCCCGUCCCCCAACUCGGACCUGUGCACGUGCAUGGAGGAGUCUCUGUCGUGUGUGGUGAAGGACUCGGUCUCGAGCAGCAAGUACGGUGACCUGUUCGACUACAUCUGCGCCAAGGGCGACUACUGCGACGGCAUGAGCUCCAACUCGACCAGCGGCGACUACGGCGCGUACAGCGUGUGCUCGACCAAGCAGCAGCUCAGCUUCGUGAUGAACCAGUACUACGAGAAGCAGAGCGCCAAGGCCAGCGCGUGCGACUUCAGCGGCGACGGCACCACCACCUCGUCCAGCGCGGCCACGGGCACCUGCUCGUCGUUGCUGCAGGAGGCCGGCACCGCGGGUACCGGCAGCGUGACCUCGUCCCCGACCAGCGGCGGCAACGCGGGCGCCAGCUCCAGCGCCAGCUCCUCCAAGGGCGCGGCGGGUAUGGUGGCGACCCCGGCGACCGUGCGCAUGGGCAACUGGCAGCUGGGCGCGUACGCGGUGACGGCCGUGGGCGCUGCCAUGGGCAUGAUCCUGCUGUAGAUGUAUGGUGUGGAAUCGUUAGCCGUACAUAAUUGAAGUCUACAUUGUAGAUGGCACAUAUUGAUUUCAUUCUGUUAGAGUAAUCUUACCAUUUUUAUUUCAAGUACUUUGACAAUCCGAAGUUCACAUUUAUCUUCCUCCA
Molecule: messenger RNA, 1892 nt
Organism: Aspergillus heteromorphus CBS 117.55
Lineage: Eukaryota; Fungi; Ascomycota; Eurotiomycetes; Eurotiales; Aspergillaceae
Product: glycoside hydrolase family 72 protein
Exons: 4
Coding region: 140-1750 (536 amino acids)
Biological process (GO): fungal-type cell wall (1->3)-beta-D-glucan biosynthetic process
Cellular component (GO): cytoplasm; fungal-type cell wall
Molecular function (GO): 1,3-beta-glucanosyltransferase activity
Source: RefSeq, a predicted model, not a curated record